GUCGUAGGGGAAACACCCCUGGUGAGGCCUGGCCCUGGGAGGAGACCCCUGAACUGACUGCUGUGUGGACACAAGGCUGCUGCUGUGGACACAAGGGCCCGUCUCUGAGAUGAAAGCCAUGCCUUGGAACUGGACCUGCCUGCUGUCCCAUCUACUGAUGGUAGGCAUGGGUUCCUCCACGCUGCUGCCUCGGCAGCCUCCCUCGCUGUCCCAGAAGCGACCUCUGGUCACGUUCCGAGGGGAGCCUACAGAGGGCUUCAACCAUCUGGUGGUGGACGAGAGGACAGGGCACAUUUAUUUGGGGGCUGUGAACCGGAUCUACAAGCUCUCCAGUGACCUGAAGGUCCUGGUGACCCACCAGACAGGGCCAGAUGAGGACAACCCUAAGUGUUACCCACCCCGGAUUGUCCAGACCUGCAAUGAACCCCUGUCCAUCACCAACAAUGUCAACAAGAUGCUGCUCAUAGACUACAAGGAGAAUAGACUCAUUGCCUGCGGGAGCCUCUACCAGGGAAUCUGCAAGCUCCUGAGGCUGGAGGACCUCUUCAAGCUGGGGGAGCCCUUCCAUAAGAAGGAACACUACCUGUCGGGAGUCAAUGAGAGCGGCUCCGUCUUUGGAGUGAUCGUCUCCUACAGCAACCUGGAUGACAAGCUCUUCAUCGCCACAGCCGUCGAUGGCAAGCCUGAGUAUUUCCCCACUAUCUCCAGCCGGAAGCUGACCAAGAACUCAGAGGCUGAUGGCAUGUUUGCAUACGUCUUCCAUGAUGAGUUUGUGGCCUCUAUGAUUAAGAUCCCUUCAGACACCUUCACCGUCAUUCCCGACUUUGAUAUUUACUAUGUCUAUGGCUUUAGUAGUGGCAACUUUGUUUACUUUUUGACCCUUCAGCCUGAGAUGGUGUCUCCCCCAGGCUCCACCACAAAGGAGCAGGUCUAUACGUCCAAGCUGGUGAGGCUUUGCAAAGAGGAUACUGCCUUCAACUCCUACGUGGAAGUGCCCAUCGGCUGUGAGCGAAAUGGGGUUGAGUACCGCCUGCUGCAGGCAGCCUACCUGUCCAAAGCCGGGGCUGUUCUGGCCCGGUCCCUUGGGGUCCGCUCAGACGACGACCUCCUCUUCACCGUCUUCUCCAAGGGCCAGAAGAGGAAGAUGAAGUCGUUGGAUGAGUCGGCCCUAUGCAUCUUCAUCUUGAAGCAGAUCAACGACCGCAUCAAGGAGCGUCUGCAGUCCUGCUACCGUGGUGAGGGCACACUGGACUUGGCCUGGCUCAAGGUCAAGGAUAUCCCCUGCAGCAGUGCGCUCCUAACUAUCGAUGACAACUUCUGUGGCCUGGACAUGAAUGCCCCGCUGGGGGUGUCUGAGAUGAUCCGGGGCACCCCUGUCUUCACGGAGGACAGUGAUCGCAUGACUGCGGUCAUCGCCUAUGUCUACAAGAACCACUCCCUGGCCUUCGUGGGCACCAAGAGUGGCAAGCUGAAGAAGCUCCUCCCUUCCCUUCCCCCACCUGGAGACCAGCCAGCCCACCAGUAUGAGACAGUGCAGGUGGUAGACCCGGGCCCUGUUCUCCGGGAUAUGGCCUUUUCCAAGGACCACGAACAGCUCUACAUCAUGUCGGAGAGGCAGCUGACCAGAGUCCCCGUGGAGUCCUGCAGUCAAUACAAGAGCUGCAGUGAGUGCCUGGGCUCCGGCGAUCCUCACUGUGGCUGGUGUGUGCUCCACAACACGUGCACCCGGAAGGAACGGUGUGAACGCUCCCGAGAGCCCCGCAGGUUUGCCUCAGAGAUGAAGCAUUGUGUCCGGCUGAUGGUCCAUCCCAACAACAUCUCUGUCUCCCAGUACAAUGUGCUGCUGGUCCUGGAGACCUACAAUGUCCCAGAGCUGUCAGCAGGCGUCAGCUGCACCUUUGAGGACCUGUCAGAGAUGGAUGGGCUGGUAGUGGGCAGUCAGAUCCAGUGCUACUCCCCCGCAGCCAGGGAGGUGCCUCGAAUCAUCACAGACAACGGGGACCACCACGUUGUCCAGCUGCAACUCAAGUCCAAAGAGACAGGCAUGACGUUUGCCAGCACCAGCUUUGUCUUCUACAACUGCAGCGUCCACAACUCGUGCCUGUCCUGUGUGGAGAGCCCAUACCGUUGCCACUGGUGUAAAUAUCGACAUGUCUGCACCCACGACCCUAAGACAUGCUCCUUCCAGGAAGGCCGUGUGAAAAUGCCAGAGGACUGCCCCCAGCUGCUGCGUGUGGACAGGAUCCUGGUGCCUGUGGAAGUAAUCAAGCCCAUCACUCUCAAGGCCAAGAACCUGCCUCAGCCCCAGUCGGGCCAGCGCGGGUACGAGUGUGUUCUCCACAUCCAGGGCAGCGAGCAGCGGGUGCCGGCCCUGCGCUUCAAUAGCUCCAGCGUGCAGUGUCAGAACACCUCGUAUUCCUAUGAAGGCAUGGAGAUCAACAACCUGCCCGUGGAACUGAUGGUUGUGUGGAAUGGACACUUCAACAUUGACAACCCAGCUCAGAACAAAGUGCACCUAUACAAAUGUGGAGCCAUGCGUGAGAGCUGCGGGCUGUGCCUCAAGGCAGACCCCGACUUCGAGUGUGGCUGGUGCCAGAGCCAGGCUCAGUGCACCCUGCGUCAGCACUGCCCCAUCCACGAGAGCCGGUGGCUGGAGCUGUCAGGUGCCAACAGCAAGUGCACGAACCCCCGAAUCACAGAGGUCAUCCCAGUGACGGGCCCCCGGGAAGGAGGCACCAGGGUCACCAUCCGAGGGGAGAACCUGGGCAUGGAAUUCCGGGACAUCGCCUCCCACGUCAAGGUAGCCGGCGUGGAGUGCAGCCCAUUGGUGGACGGCUACAUCCCUGCCGAGCAGAUCGUGUGUGAGAUGGGGGAGGCCAGGCCCAGCCAACAUGCCGGCUUCGUGGAGAUCUGUGUGGCUGUUUGUCGCCCCGAGUUCAUGGCCCGCUCAUCACAGCUCUACUAUUUCAUGACGCUGACUCUCUUGGAUCUGAAGCCAAACCGGGGACCUAUGUCUGGGGGCACCCAGGUGACCAUCACAGGCAGCAACCUGAAUGCUGGCAGCAAUGUGAUUGUGAUGUUUGGGAAGCAGCCCUGCCUCUUCCACAGGCGGUCCCCAUCCUACAUCGUCUGCAACACCACGUCCUCAGAGGAGGUGCUGGAGAUGAAGGUGACGGUGCAGGUAGACCGGGCCAGGGUCCACCAGGACCUGUCCUUCCAGUACGUGGAGGACCCCACCAUCGUGCGGAUUGAACCUGAAUGGAGCAUUGUCAGUGGGAACACGCCCAUUGCUGUGUGGGGGACGAACCUGGACCUCAUACAGAACCCUCAGAUCCGGGCCAAGCAUGGCGGGAAGGAGCACAUCAACAUCUGUGAGGUUCUCAACGACACGGAAAUGACCUGUCAGGCCCCGGCCCUCACCCUGGGGCCUGACCAACAGUCUGACCUGACUGAGAGGCCCGAGGAGUUUGGCUUCAUCCUUGACAAUGUCCAAUCCCUGCUCAUCCUCAACAAGACCAAUUUCACCUACUAUCCCAACCCGGUGUUUGAGGCCUUUGGACCCUCGGGGAUCCUGGAACUCAAGCCAGGCACACCCAUCAUAUUGAAGGGCAAGAACCUGAUCCCGCCGGUGGCUGGGGGCAACGUGAAGCUCAACUACACGGUGCUGGUGGGGGAGAAGCCCUGCACAGUGACCGUGUCGGAUGUGCAACUGCUUUGCGAAUCCCCCAACCUCAUCGGGAGGCACAAAGUGAUGGCCCGGGUCGGCGGCAUGGAGUACUCCCCGGGCAUGGUGUAUAUCGCCCCUGACAGCCCACUCAGUCUGCCCGCCAUAGUCAGCAUUGCCGUGGCCGGUGGCCUGCUCAUCAUUUUCAUCGUGGCGGUUCUCAUCGCCUACAAGCGUAAGUCCCGAGAGAGUGACCUCACCCUGAAGCGGCUGCAGAUGCAGAUGGACAACCUGGAGUCCCGCGUGGCCCUGGAGUGUAAGGAAGCCUUUGCUGAGCUGCAGACAGACAUCCAUGAGCUGACCAGUGACCUGGACGGUGCCGGGAUCCCCUUCCUAGACUACAGGACCUACACCAUGCGGGUGCUGUUUCCGGGGAUCGAGGACCACCCUGUCCUCCGGGACCUGGAGGCCCCAGGAUACCGACAGGAGCGCGUGGAGAAGGGCCUGAAGCUCUUUGCACAGCUGAUCAACAACAAGGUCUUCCUGCUGUCCUUCAUCCGCACCCUUGAGUCCCAGCGCAGCUUCUCCAUGCGCGACCGUGGCAACGUGGCGUCACUCAUUAUGACAGUGUUGCAGAGCAAGCUGGAGUACGCCACCGAUGUACUCAAGCAGCUGCUGGCCGACCUCAUCGACAAGAACCUGGAGAGCAAGAAUCACCCCAAGCUGCUGCUCAGGAGGACGGAGUCGGUGGCUGAGAAGAUGUUGACCAAUUGGUUCACUUUCUUACUCUACAAGUUCCUCAAGGAGUGUGCCGGGGAGCCGCUCUUCUCCCUGUUCUGUGCCAUCAAGCAACAGAUGGAGAAGGGCCCCAUCGAUGCCAUCACGGGCGAGGCACGCUACUCCCUGAGCGAGGACAAGCUCAUUCGACAGCAGAUCGACUAUAAGACUCUGGUCCUGAGCUGUGUCAACCCAGACAGCGUCAACAGUCCUGAGGUCCCCGUGAAGAUCCUCAACUGCGACACCAUCACCCAGGUCAAGGAGAAGAUUCUGGAUGCCAUCUUCAAGAACGUUCCCUGUUCCCACCGGCCCAAGGCAGCAGACAUGGACCUGGAGUGGCGACAAGGCAGUGGGGCGAGGAUGAUCCUACAGGAUGAAGACAUCACCACCAAGAUUGAGAAUGACUGGAAGAGACUAAACACUCUGGCCCACUACCAGGUGCCAGAUGGUUCCGUGGUGGCCUUAGUGUCAAAGCAGGUGACAGCUUACAAUGCAAUGAACAACUCCACCGUCUCCAGGACCUCAGCCAGUAAAUAUGAGAACAUGAUCCGGUACACGGGCAGCCCCGACAGCCUCCGCUCCCGCACGCCCAUGAUCACCCCAGACCUGGAGAGCGGAGUCAAGCUAUGGCACCUAGUGAAGAACCACGAGCAUGGGGACCAGAAGGAGGGCGACCGAGGAAGCAAGAUGGUGUCUGAAAUCUACCUGACCCGACUGCUGGCCACCAAGGGCACACUGCAGAAGUUUGUAGACGAUCUCUUCGAGACCAUCUUCAGCACGGCGCACCGGGGCUCAGCCCUGCCUCUGGCCAUCAAGUACAUGUUCGACUUCCUGGAUGAGCAAGCCGACAAGCAUGGCAUUCACGACCCCCAUGUCCGCCACACCUGGAAAAGCAACUGCCUGCCUCUGAGGUUUUGGGUCAACAUGAUCAAGAACCCGCAGUUCGUGUUUGACAUCCACAAGAAUAGCAUCACAGACGCCUGCCUGUCGGUGGUAGCCCAGACCUUCAUGGACUCCUGCUCCACGUCAGAGCACCGGCUGGGCAAGGACUCGCCCUCCAAUAAACUGCUCUACGCCAAGGACAUCCCUAGCUACAAGAGCUGGGUGGAGAGGUAUUACUCUGACAUCGGGAAGAUGCCGGCUAUCAGUGACCAGGACAUGAAUGCCUACCUGGCUGAGCAGUCCCGCAUGCACAUGAACGAAUUCAACACCAUGAGCGCAUUGUCGGAAAUCUUCUCCUACGUGGGCAAGUACAGCGAGGAGAUCCUUGGCCCUCUGGACCACGAUGACCAGUGUGGGAAGCAGAAACUGGCCUACAAACUAGAACAAGUCAUAACCCUCAUGAGCUUAGACAGCUGA
Messenger RNA from Chrysochloris asiatica (Cape golden mole), 5800 nucleotides. RefSeq names its product plexin A4 (gene PLXNA4). The transcript is spliced from 33 exons. The coding region runs from base 110 to 5800 and encodes 1896 amino acids. The record is from RefSeq and is a predicted model, not a curated record. Gene Ontology annotation, cellular component: semaphorin receptor complex. Gene Ontology annotation, biological process: regulation of cell migration; regulation of cell shape; semaphorin-plexin signaling pathway involved in axon guidance. Gene Ontology annotation, molecular function: protein binding; semaphorin receptor activity. Lineage: Eukaryota; Metazoa; Chordata; Mammalia; Afrosoricida; Chrysochloridae.